GAGUCUCUUGAUUAUAAGACUGAGAAAUACUCUCUUUUAGUCUUCUCAUAGCCUAACAGGAGUGACAAAACCGGAUAAACCCGCAUUGUACAGCGGUGAGUUGAGCGAGUUAUACAUGCGGAUACGGAUUUUCCGGUCACAAUUGGCUGCCAAGGAUGCAUUAUUCCACAGGUAUGUGUGCACACGGAAACUAAUGUUGAUUGUUUCACAGAAGAUUAUUGUUUUGUGGCGGCUGUCAAGGAUCCAGAGAAGGUCUGGGAAUAAGUGGUUCCCUAUCCCAUGGCCUGGUUUGAGCCCUAGAAAAUUGCAGACCCACUGCAUUGGUGGGCCAGUGGGCAAUGACUAUGACUAUGGCAAAAGUUCCCCAAUCCACUGAUGUGUUGGUGGAGGUGGAGGUCAUUGAUUGCAGAAUAAGAACAAUGCGAGCUGGGAGUUUCAACAACAACCAAUGAACAUGGUCAUUCAGACGAUGAAUCGGACUUGGGGGACAGUAAUGACGAGAACAGCAAAGUUCAAUUACACGUGUCAAACGAAGACGACUCAGAUUCCAAGUCCAUCAAGUGUCCUCAAGGCUCUGGACAUUUUACUGAUGCUUGUUUGUCCGUAGCCCAAGAGCAAGGCGAUGACACAAUGCCCCUCUUCUGGAAUCAAUAUCACGGGGAGUAUUCUCAGAAGACUCGAAGUUCAACACAGAACCGUGGUACACAUGCUGAUACUUGGUUUGGAUAACAGAUUGAACAGGUGUGUAAUGUUUUAGCCAUCUCGUAAGCCCACGGGUGUGUACUACAUCAUGAUUGGAACUAUUUAUGCUAGCAAUUUAGCGCUGGACUUCCAUUCUGGACAGUUUGAAGUUGUGUCUUGCAGGCUGAGUUUGUUAUGGCUCGCGGGAGCGAUUCAAGGGCCCCUCGGAAGGUCGCAUUUACUUUCAACCCUCAGAUAGCAGGAUGUUUUCGUAGCCUAACUUGUCCAAAAGACAAUGGUGACAUCUCCAAAUCAGCUUCUCAAAAUCUGGGUUCACGAAUUAGCUGGAGGCUGUUCCACGGGGAACAGGGACAGAGCUAAAAUGGGGACGUCUUUCGAUGGGAUGGUGGUAUAUAAACGGUAGACCUUACUCUGGAGAAGUGCAGCACUUCUUUUCAGAUCCUCCCACCAUGUCUGUUGAUUUACUUCACUUCGAUGCAAUUAAUCCAACCCUCUGCUUAGUCCUGACGGUUGCAUUUAUUAUUGUAAACCGCCUAGCUGCAGGUAAAGCACGCUUUCUUCCACCCGGUCCUCGCCCCCUGCCUGUGGUGGGCAACAUAUUUGGUAUUAAAGUGAAUGAGCCUUGGAUUACCUAUAAGGAGUGGGCUCAAAUUCACGGAAACAUUGUUUACUCUCGCUUAUUCGGUCAAGAAAUCAUCAUCCUCAACUCCGAGGAAGUGGCCAAAGACCUUCUUGAGCGACGUUCUCGUAAUUAUUCUGACCGGCCGCAGUAUAUCACAACUGAUCUAUUUGGGUGGUCAUUCCACUUGGGAAAUCGUGGCUACGGCAAUGAAUUUCGACAACAGAGAAGGCAGUUCCACCAGGCGUUUCAUACAAAAGCUGCUUUGAAGUAUCAUCCCGUCCAAUUACGCAGGGUAAACCAGCUCCUUGUCCAUUUGCUCGAGACACCGGAAAACUAUGCUAAUCACCUACAAACACUAAAUACGUCUGUAAUUAUGGAAGUAACUUAUGGGUACGACCCGGCACCCCACCAUGACCACCUGGUCGCGCUUGUGGAACGUGCAACAGCGUUGUUCGUCAAAGAAAAUACAGCCGACAAAGCAAUCAUCUUCAAUGCACUGCCAUUCCUGCAAUAUAUUCCUCCCUGGUUUCCCGGGGCGAAUUUCCAGCGAAAAGCCCUUCAGUGUCAAAAGUUGACCGCGGAGAUGAUUGAAGCUCCAUUUCAGUAUACAAAGCAGAGUAUUGCAGCAGGGACAGCUAUACCAAGUAGUAUGCUGUAUGAUCUAUUUAGCCGUAUUCCAGAAGACGAUCCUUCAUAUGAACUUGCAAUGAAGAGCUCUACCGCCACUGCGUUCUCUUCCGGUUCUGAAACGUCUUCUUCGUUACUCCAAAUAUUUGUGCUUGCCAUGCUUUUCAAUCCUGAUGUACAGCAGAAAGCUCAAUUAGAAAUCGACGCGGUGGUUGGCCGAAACAGACUCCCGGACUUUAGCGACAGGCCAUCGCUGCCUUAUGUUGAAGCAGUUUUUCGGGAGACACUCCGUUGGCGUCCUGUAGUUCCCCUUGGGGUUCCGCAUGCUACCACUAAUGAUGACAAUUUUGAGGGAUAUUUUAUACCAAAAGGAGCAACAAUAGUGACCAAUAUAUGGGCGAUGGCUCAGAAUGAAGAUAAAUAUCCAGAACCAUCCAAAUACAAACCGGAACGUUUCUUCACCGCUGAUGGAAAGCUGAAUGAUGACACUCUGGGAUUUGUCUUCGGAUUUGGAAGGCGGGUUUGUGCAGGCCGCCAUAUUGGUGAUGCAACAGUAUGGGCCGCCAUUGCUUCCAUAUUGGCUGUGUUCAACGUCACCAAAGCGAAGGACGAACACGGUGACGAUAUUGAAGUCAUCCCUCAAUGGACAAAUGGGAUAACAGUGCAUCCACUCCCCUUUCCAUGUUGUUUUGAACCACGACUAGGAGGGAUGACCUCGAGUCAAAUGAUGUAAUCCUGAAAGGAUUGACAGUGUAACACCUAUCCUUGUCGGUCGUAUAUAAUUAUUCUGUAAAAUAGUGUUACCCCAGUACACUACUCUCAAUGUUAUUUCUACCAUGCUCAAGCUCCAAUAA
Messenger RNA from Serpula lacrymans var. lacrymans S7.9, 2805 nucleotides. RefSeq lists its product as uncharacterized. The record is from RefSeq and is a predicted model, not a curated record. NCBI's taxonomy places the organism in Eukaryota, Fungi, Basidiomycota, Agaricomycetes, Boletales, Serpulaceae. Bases 1080 to 2684 code for a protein of 534 amino acids. Gene Ontology annotation, molecular function: heme binding; monooxygenase activity; oxidoreductase activity, acting on paired donors, with incorporation or reduction of molecular oxygen. The transcript is spliced from 14 exons.